This is a messenger RNA of Harpia harpyja (harpy eagle), 3778 nucleotides long. RefSeq names its product protein LYRIC-like. The record is from RefSeq and is a predicted model, not a curated record. Gene Ontology annotation, biological process: positive regulation of canonical NF-kappaB signal transduction; negative regulation of apoptotic process; positive regulation of angiogenesis. Lineage: Eukaryota; Metazoa; Chordata; Aves; Accipitriformes; Accipitridae. The transcript has 12 exons. Gene Ontology annotation, cellular component: nucleus. Gene Ontology annotation, molecular function: transcription coregulator activity. The coding region runs from base 156 to 1616 and encodes 486 amino acids.
GCCCGCUCCCGGCUGCGGCAGCCAGCGCGGCGCCGGCAACAACUUUCCGUGCGCGGCGGCGCGGAGCGGCGCGGAGCAUCCCCCCCCCGCCCCCAGCCCGCCUCUCCCCGGCGGGGGGGGGAGCGGCGGCGGCGGCGGCGGCCCCGGGGGCGGCCAUGCUGGGUCCGGCGGUGCGGCUGGCGCUGGGCGCGGGGGAGCUGGUGCCGGCGGCCGCGGGGCUGCCGGGGCGGCUGCUGGCCCUGCUCUGGCCGGCGCUGGUGCUGGGGGCGGCCGCGCUGCUGGUCCUGCGGGGGCUGCGGCGAGGCCGGGCCGAGCAAGGGGCCCGCCGCCGCCGCCGCCGCGCCGCCGGGAAGGCGCGGGAGGAGGCGGAGGAGGAGGAGGAGGAGGAAGAGGAGGAGGAAGAGGAGGAGGAGGAGGGGGAGGAGGAGGAGGAGGAUGGCCCCGCGGGGGCCGGCGGCCGGGCGGCCGCGGCGCUGCCGGCGCGGCAGCCGGAGGAACAAAGGCGCACGGCGCAGGUUCCAGUGAAUGGCCAGCUUAGAACAUCAGCCAACAGCAGAGAGAAAAAGCUCCUCAAGCCUAAGAAGAAGAGGAAAGCCCAGUGCUCAGACAAGGAGGUGCCAAAAGAUUUGCUUUCUGUGGAAAAAGACAAACUGCAAGAGGAGGAAGGAGUUUGGCAGACCAAGAUCAGCAGCCGAGAAAAGAGACACUUAAGGAAGGAAAGGCUGAAACAAAAAGACCCCAGCAGAGCAUCCCUGGGUAGCUCGGCAGUUGAGCCAGCCUUUGACUGGGCUGAGAAGGGAGCGGUGUGGCCACUCACAGAGGACACCAGUGGCAGUGGAAAAGGUGCUUUCGUUGCCAAGGCAGAGUGUGGGGCUGUGCUGAAGGCCUCAGGAGCCAUACGGGAAGAACUGACACCCUCCCAGUCAGAAGAGGAUGUUUUCUCCAAUGUAGGAACAUGGGAUAUUGCAGAAGUAAAAUCCUGUCCUGUGACCUUUGGGACGUUAUCAUCAGAGCUGUCCAGGGAGUUAGAUAAUGUGAAGAGUAAAUCAUCUGAGGACAGUCCUUCCAGAUGCUGUUGGCACACCAGCUCGACUUUCCUCCCCGCAGACGAUGCAUGGCAGGGACAGGAUGAUCCUUCAGCAAUUGACCUAGAUUCUGACUGGAAGGCUCCCACGGAAGAGUGGGGAAACUGGACAGGAGAUGAGGAGCAUCAGACAGGGGACGAAAAGGUGAAGGAUUUGCCAAAAGGCAAAGCAGGCAUUCAUUUCUGCCUUUCUGGACUCGAAAGCAAAACACAGCAGAAGAAGAAGAAAAUUGAAGUGAAGGAAGCAAGGGGUGGAGCUGGACUGAGGCAUGUGAGUAUUUUGGGAAAGAUGGUAGUGAAAGGCAAUUUCAAUACUUUAAUCCUUUCUAAAACAAAUAAACAGGAGCCCCAGCAAGGUUUGGAAACAAGAAUGGAAGAAGGCCCAAGGGACUUGAUAUCUACAAAACAUAGCAGUGAUGCAGUCUGUGCUUCCUUCAGAAAAUCCUUGGACAUUGCUAAUAAUUCACCCAAUAACAAUGUACCUGGAAAAAAGGAGAGGAGGAAGAGGAAGAAAAUGAAGAAAGAGACUUGAGGGAGCUGUGCAGCUGCCAGAGUGACAACCCAAUGGGGCAGGCAUGCCGAUGAGCUGCAAGGAUUCUGCUUUCUGCGAUGCCGCGCUGAGCCCAAAGGAAAGAGCGGCUCUAGGAGACCUCCCAGCAAGAGGAAGAGAAGAGGAGCAGUGAGCCAGAGAGCGUGAGUGUGUGAGAAAACGGAGAGAAUGAGCACGCUGUGCACAGGAGGUGGCAUUGAACCAGUGUGGCUGUUCAUUACAAACUGCUGCCCUUGAUUAAAAGCUGUUGAAUGGGUUUUGACUGGUUGCAUUAAGUCCUUUCAGUUUUUCACUGUCAUGUUGUUCGUCAACUUGUAAUGUUAUAUGCCAUUGUAGAAAUGGUCGGGACGUACCUGACCGUGAUUGUACUCCAUUUCCAUGGAGGGUCCACCAGCUAGUCUGGUCUCCUCUGGCAUUUUUGCAGAGGUGCUCAUCGACAGGCUAGUAAUGUACAGAAGGAAGCAUUGUUCAGAGACAAAGGGAGAAUAAGGUGGAUUGUUCUCAAACCUCCUAAAUCUUUUAAAUCCUUGUUGGCUGCUACAGUCAGCUUUUUGCCUCAUACCCUGGCAUGUAAGUAUAAACAUUUCACCCACGUCAGGCUAGCUUGCUCCACAAGGGAAAAUUUCUAAAGGAGGUUUUAAACUUAUUUGGAAAGAUGGUCUAAACCAUUUUUUUUCUCCUCAGAUUUCAUGGUGGGCUGAAGUUUAAAGUCUGUAUGUCCAAAGCAUGUUGCAUUUGUACUUAUAGUAGACUGAAGUAACUUUUUGAAAUCAUUCUUCUUAAUCUGAUGUUUGGAAGUUUUUAUCAUUUUGUUACUUAAAUAUUCUAAUAUAAACUAAAUUUGUGGCCAAAAUUUUUUAAAAUGUCGUUUUAGUAUUUAUUGAAGAGUCUGUGUUUCUCAUUAUCAGAGGGCUUAUAGUAUGGAGGAGGGAAUGUGUUGCAAUUGAAUAGUGUGUUUUAUAAAUAAUGCUGAGCUGACACCACUAAAAGCUGAAGCCCUUUAUCCCUAGAGGAGCCGCAGCUUUAGCAGUAGCUGUGAGGAUUUCUUCGGAUGGUCCUGAGACUGUGCCUCCACCUGACCCAUCCUAGGAGUGCUGCCUCAAAGGAUGAGACAGUGAUUGUCAAAUCUCCAUCUGCAUUCGACUUUGUGUCUUUGGAGAUUGUGUGGGAAGAUUAUGUUAUUAAUGCAUGUUAAAUGUACGCACGGUCCGUCUGUAGGCAUUGGGCUGAUGCUGUGAAACUCAUUUCACGUAGGACACUGAGUAACCAGCGAUGUUUGUUAAUGGCGUUAAAGCUCUACAGCAGCACUCCUGUUCUUCUGCCAUCACAGCCACCCAGUCCCUGAUGCUGGCUUGUCUGAGCUUUACCUGCAGCUCAAUACUUUUACCUGAUGGCCUUCAUCUGUUGUAUACCUGUCAAAGCAGCUACAUCCUUCAGAGAAGCAAUUAAUUGCAGCAAUGUAUUUGUGUUUGGAGUUUAGCUACUGUAUGUGAAAGGGCAGUUCUCUUGUGCUGUGAUUUUUGGGGUAGCUAGCUGUACAGUGUGCCCUGAAAUUUAGCACAGCAGGAUUGUUUCAGACAGACAGGUGAGGGGUAAUCUUAACUGUGACCACUUAGGAGCCCACUGUCUAGAAUCUGCACAUCUUGGUGUUUGUGUCUCAGUAUAGGGGAAAUACAGGCAGUUUAUGAAUGGACUGAAUAGACCAACGAGCUUUUAUCUGGAAAGUAACUGGUUUGGAGCAGAUGCAUAACAAGAAAAUACAUGGCCUCACUGGCGAAACAAGUACAGCAAGUUCAAGGAUUUAGACGAUGUGUUAAUGGGUAUGUGGGUAAUGAGUAAAGUUCUGCUAUCUCUGAAGCCAAUGGAAAACAUUCAUUGACCUCAUUGGGGCCAGGAUGUUGCCCAAGGUCUUUGUUUAGCAUUGAAGAUAACCUCUGUCAUCCAAAAAAAAAAAAAAAAAGAAGAAUGAAAGAGAUGAUAGAGAAGCUCACAAGAUUGGUAGACUCCAGAUUGUUUCUGCUUUUUUCUCUAUAUCUGCUUGGAAACUUUUUGAUGUCUGUGUAAUUAUGUUUUAUUUCAACAUGUUACAGUAUUUCAAAUGUUCAUUGUUUUUAUAAUUAAAAAAUCAAAACUUUUUGCCCAAA